CCCGAAUCUUUCUCCCCAUGCUAAACUUCCAUUCUCACGGCCGAGCCAAACACGCCGAUGAGGUUCACUCCUUCAACAUUGUCCCUCGAAUCCGCCACGUUCCGCACUUCACCUCGUGCCUAUCCUGGUCGAUCCAACAAUCAGAGGGCAGGACGGCCCGGGACGUGAACACGAAGCCAGCUCAAAUCGCCAGGCUGGCUAAUUCAAAUUUCUCAACCAUAUCCUUGCACGUCGUCCGCGCAUCUCCUAAUUAGAAGGCUCUCAAGAAGAUGCUACCACGUCAUCAUGCGAGCAAUGGCUAUCCACAAGGGAAGAACGAGUACAAGGAGACGUACUCGAUAAGUCCUCAUAGAUUCCAGCCCAGAACAACGCCUGCAGCCCUCCGGCGGCGACGGCAACUUCUCGUUCGAUUUACGCUCAUUGUAGUAGUUCUCCUAUUUGGAUUUUUCGUAUGGCCCGGGGCCUCAAUACUUCCAGUCCUUUCACUAGGCUUGAUGUCUUCCGGCGAGGAUUUCCAGCUCGAAACAGUACGGUAUUAUGAUCUUUCGAAUGUUCAGGGAACGGCGAGAGGUUGGGAAAGGGAGGAACGGAUACUGCUUUGCGCGCCCUUGCGUGAUGCUGAGUCCCAUCUGCGAAUGUUCUUUGGACACCUUCACAAUUUCACAUAUCCUCAUCACCUAAUAGAUUUAGCGUUCCUCGUGUCGGAUUCCAAGGAUCAGACAUUACCGCUGCUUUCUCAAUUGUUGGAAGAGCUCCAGGCAGACGAGGACCCGAAGCAACCAUAUGGGGAGAUCUCGAUCAUCGAGAAGGAUUUUGGGCAGAAGGUCAAUCAGGACGUUGAGAGUCGUCACGGGUUUGCUGCGCAAGCAAGUCGAAGAAAAUUGAUGGCACAAGCAAGAAAUUGGUUACUCAGCGCAGCAUUACGGCCUUAUCAUAGCUGGGUAUAUUGGAGAGAUGUGGAUGUUGAGACUGCACCGUUUACGAUUCUGGAAGACUUGAUGCGCCAUAACAAGGACGUUAUUGUACCCAAUGUCUGGCGACCACUUCCGGACUGGCUUGGCGGCGAACAACCUUACGAUUUGAAUUCAUGGCAAGAAUCAGAGACAGCAUUGGCAUUAGCGGAUACCUUGGACGAAGAUGCCGUCAUUGUGGAAGGUUACGCAGAAUAUGCUACUUGGCGGCCUCAUCUUGCAUACCUACGGGACCCAUACGGAGACCCUGAUAUGGAAAUGGAUAUUGAUGGUGUGGGUGGUGUUAGUAUUUUGGCAAAGGCCAAAGUGUUCAGAUCUGGGGUCCACUUUCCUGCAUUCAGUUUUGAGAAGCAUGCGGAGACUGAAGGAUUCGGAAAGAUGGCGAAACGUAUGCAAUUCUCUGUUGUGGGAUUGCCACAUUAUACGAUCUGGCAUUUGUACGAGCCCAGUGUGGAUGAUAUUCGUCAUAUGGAGGAAAUGGAGAAGGAACGCAUUGCCCACGAAGAAGAAGAGAAAGAGCGUGUGGAGCGCAUGAAGAAGAUCAAAGAGCAGUUCACGGAUCCAAAUAGCCAAUGGGAGAAGGACAAGACAGAUAUUCAGAAUGAAGCUAUGAGAGAGAAGGCUAUAGAGAAAGCGAAAGCAGAAGCUGCAGCUAAGGAGGCUAAAUUGGAAAAAGAGUCAGAGGCGGCGCCAAAAGAAGCGACGGGGGAAUCGAAAGUUGAGUCUAAGGCUGAGUCCAAGGCUGAUACCAAGGUCCCGGCAAAGGCUCAAUAGAUCAAGAGGGUCUGAGGGAGCUCACUGAAACUCCUCUUCAUUAUCGCAUUAUUUUACCCCGUUCACCGGGUUUAGUUCUCACAAGAAGCGACAGAAGCUUCGGGCCUGCUGUAAAAUUAUAGAUCUGCAGCAGCAGAUAUGACUUUCGGAUAUAGGAACACAAAGCGUGGGGUUCGGAUUGCAUACACUGGGGUCUGUCUGGAGAUCUCGGUAUGCUUGCUAAAAAGGUGGCACCAUUAAACUUGCUCCUUGUAGUAAUUUGGGUUGGAGUUUGUAUGAUAGACAGGCGUAUCAAAAAUGCCAUUCCAUGUUAUAUGGAAACUAAAUAAUCGACUUCUAUCUAGAAACGUG
Messenger RNA from Hyaloscypha bicolor E, 2096 nucleotides. Its product is annotated as glycosyltransferase family 62 protein. Gene Ontology annotation, biological process: cell wall mannoprotein biosynthetic process; protein N-linked glycosylation. Lineage: Eukaryota; Fungi; Ascomycota; Leotiomycetes; Helotiales; Hyaloscyphaceae. The transcript has 6 exons. Gene Ontology annotation, molecular function: alpha-1,6-mannosyltransferase activity. Gene Ontology annotation, cellular component: mannan polymerase complex. The record is from RefSeq and is a predicted model, not a curated record. The coding region runs from base 270 to 1745 and encodes 491 amino acids.